AUGAACCUCACGGUGCUCAACCCUGGCAGCCUGGUCAGCCCCGGCGUGCACCUGCUCUGCUACGGUCCCUAUGCGGCGCCGCGAGACGCCCGCGCGCUCGUGCGGUUUCAGCCCGAUGUGAACAUGGCGCUGGUCCACCACCUCAUCAUGUUCGCCUCACCGGGCGCGCCCACCUCGUCGCGCGCCAGCUGCGGCGGCAACAUCAUCUACGCGUGGGCGCGCACCGGUCAGACGACACCGCAGGGGCUCGAGCUCUCCUCGGCCGCCACCGGCACCGCCGGGCUGGCCUACGGCGUCGGGCCGGGCUCGGACAUCGGCCACUUCUCGCUGCAGCUGCACUACCAAAACAUGGAGGGCAAGCCCGUCUUCGACAAGUCAGGCGUGCGGCUCAGCUUCGAGAGCCGGCCGCCGAAGACGCGCCUGCGGUUCGACGUGCUCAUGUCGACGCGAGUCAACAUCCCUCCGGCCGUCUUCAUCGACGAGUGCGUGGCUUGCCGCGUCACGCGGGGCGGCACGGUCUUCGGCUUCCGCAACCACGCCCACCGCCUCGCGCGCGACAUCUGGACCGACGAGUUUGACGCGCACGGCGCGGCGACGCCUCCGCCCGGCCGCCUCCCACCGAGCCGUCUCCGAGCCUCUUCCCGGAACCUUCCCGCAGGCGCGGCGAAGCCGUCGAUCGGCCGCCUGUCGGCGCAGGAGCCGCAGAUCAUCCGCCUGCUGCCCAAGCCGCGCUCGCUCGCCGAGGGAGAGAGUCUCGAGCUGCACUGCCUCUACAACGCGAGCGGCGUCGACCGCCCGACUCGGAUCGGCCUCGACGAGCGGAGCAAGGAGAUGUGCAACCAGUACUACCUCUCCACCUCGGCCCUGCGCGUCGAGUGCGACGGCGAGGUGGCGGCGCCCUCGCCCCCGGCCAACGCGGCGCUCAACGCCGCUGUGACCGGCGCUGCGGCCGAUGGGGAGUGGCUCUACUUUUUCCACCGCGGAAAGGCAAAUUUCAUGAACACGCAGCCGCUCGACUUCGCGCCCAUCCUCCGCUUCAGCCGCAAGCACGCCAGCCUCGGAGGCGCGAUCGGCCGCGGCCUCUUCACGGUGCGUGCGAGCGCCGUGCUGCUCAAGCUGGGCGACGGCCGUGCCGCGGCGGGCCCCUCCUCCUUCAACAAGCCCACCGACGUGGCCGUGGAGCGGGGCAGCGGCGAGGUGUACGUGGCGGACGGCUGCACGCUCAACUCAACUGCCGGCGGCGCGGCUGCAGGCGAGUAUCUGCGCGAGUGGGGGUCCGCCGGAUCGCAGCCGGGCCAGUUCCGCGUGCCGCACGGGAUCGUCAUCGACUCGCGCGGGCUGGUCUACGUCGCCGACCGCGAAAACUCGCGCGUGCAAGUCUUCACGCAAGCCGGCGCCCUCGUGACGGUCUGGGCCUCGCGCGUCGGUGCGGACAAGGGCUUCGGGAGCAACCUGGUGUGGCGCGCGCACGUCUCGUCGGUCUCGUACGACCCUUCCCUCGACCUCUUCGCGGUCACCGAGGGCUCCAACGCGGGCUCCUGGCGCGCGAACGCCGGCCGCCCAUUCUCGUUUGCCGUCGCGGAGCUCGAGGGGAAGCGCGUGACGCAGUACGAGGUGCGGCUCGGAUCUGGCCGAGCAGGGCUCCAGAGUAUGUACGGCUGA
Molecule: messenger RNA, 1662 nt
Organism: Emiliania huxleyi CCMP1516
Lineage: Eukaryota; Haptophyta; Isochrysidales; Noelaerhabdaceae
Exons: 6
Coding region: 1-1662 (553 amino acids)
Cellular component (GO): extracellular region
Molecular function (GO): protein binding; copper ion binding; oxidoreductase activity, acting on paired donors, with incorporation or reduction of molecular oxygen, reduced ascorbate as one donor, and incorporation of one atom of oxygen
Source: RefSeq, a predicted model, not a curated record